GCUGAUUUUAAAUUAGUCAUCAACAAGUUUAUUUAUCAGUCCUUAAAACUUGAUUUUCCUGUUGGUGUUGCUGACUGAAGCUCUGUGAUUGAUGCGACAUGCUUUAUUUUUAGACUCAGAGUGUUGAAUGAAGUGUCUAGUGUUAGCUACAAGCCCAAGAUAUUAGAGAGAUUAACAAGAUGGAAAUCAAACUACGCCCCUAUCAAUUAUCUGAUGUGGAUGACUUCAUGGAAUGGGCAUGCGAUGAUCAAGUCGUUCGCACAAGUAGACUAAGGUACUACACUUCAAGAGAAGAUGCACUUCAUUAUCUUAAGGAAGUUGCAAUUCCUCACCCAUGGUACAGGGCCAUAUGUUUGGAAGACCGUCCAAUUGGAUUCAUAUGUGUCAAACCAGGGUCUGACUAUCAGAUAUGUAGAGGGCAAAUUAGCUAUGCUCUUGGAUCAAAGUAUUGGAACAAAGGUAUAACCACAGUGGCAGUGAAAUUGGUUAUUUCUAGUGUGUUUGAAGAGUUUCCGGAUAUGGAGAGAUUGGAAGGCUUUGUUAAUGUGGAAAUUAAGGCCUCACAAAGGGUUUUGGAAAAGGCUGGGCUUCAAAAGGAAGGUGUACUUAGGAAAUAUGUCAUUGUCCAUGGGAAGACUAUUGAUGUUAUUAUGUAUAGUUGUUUAAAAACUGAUCAAACUAAUUGAAGGGAUUCUUUUCUUUUUAUUUUCAUCUCUCUCUCUAUCUUUUGGGUUGCCAAUUUGUAUUUUUUUUUUCAUCUAUUGUUAA
This is a messenger RNA of Quercus lobata, 768 nucleotides long. RefSeq lists its product as uncharacterized. The record is from RefSeq and is a predicted model, not a curated record. Lineage: Eukaryota; Viridiplantae; Streptophyta; Magnoliopsida; Fagales; Fagaceae. The transcript is spliced from 2 exons. The coding region runs from base 180 to 686 and encodes 168 amino acids. Gene Ontology annotation, molecular function: acyltransferase activity, transferring groups other than amino-acyl groups.